Messenger RNA from Ustilago hordei, 5199 nucleotides. RefSeq lists its product as uncharacterized. NCBI's taxonomy places the organism in Eukaryota, Fungi, Basidiomycota, Ustilaginomycetes, Ustilaginales, Ustilaginaceae. The transcript has a single exon. The coding region runs from base 1 to 5199 and encodes 1732 amino acids. The record is from RefSeq and is a predicted model, not a curated record.
AUGUUCGCACCUCCAAGCCCCAUUCCUGGAAGUCGUCCAGCAUCGGCUGCAGGUCAUCAAGCAUAUUCCCACCAGCAUGUCUACGACCCAUCACGUUCCCCGAUGCCGCAAGAGCAACGCCUGCAUCGAAGCAACUCCUUCUCUUGGAAGCAUGAGCUUGGUCUGCCUCCCCUGCCCAGCGAAAUUGACGCACUUGGUGAUUCUCUCGACCAUGCUCUCGUCCCCCACAUGCGACCCGCUUCUCGCGCACGUGCCCUGUCUCCUGCAGUACGACCACCUUCUCGCUAUGACCCCGAAUUUGGCGGUCUGGAAGAUCCAGCAGAGCAGCGAGACCGCACACAGGACCACGUGAACAUGGUUACUAAGCACCCCAAGGUCAAGGUCGAUGUGGUGCUCUCAAGCAACAUCUUUGAAGCAGGCGCAAUGGUCAGCGGCAAGGUCGAACUCACCUGCACGACCAGUCAGCGCCUUCGCUUGGGACAGAUUGCGAUCGAGCUCGAAGCAGUCGAGCAGCUCACCUCUCGCGACCAUGCAGCGACACAACUCUUCCUCUACAACCGCACCAUGUUUCAAGGUGACAGCCUGCCUCCUUCCAAUGCUGUCUUGCCAGCUGCACCCGUCAACGGCUACUGGACCGCCCGCAAAGGUCGAACUACCUUCCCCUUCAGCUUCCGCUUGCCUUCCUCCGCGCCAUCAUGCGUCACCUUUGCUGGCAAUGCAUCGCUACGCUAUGGUCUCAAGGCCACUGUUCAGACCUGGUAUAACGAGGACAAGAUGAUUGUGACGGCUCGAAGAGAGGCAUUCGUUAUUGAGAAGUGGUCUGACGAGUAUCACCCUCGCUUCCGCGAGGCGGUCGAGGCGGUCGGCGACACUCGCCUCUUCAUGGGUGGCAACGGCGCAGUCUGGCUCGAAGCUGGCAUCUCUGAACAGCUCUUCUGGGGAGGUGGUCAGAUGCUGGUUCGAUGCGGUGUCAAGAACAACACCAAACGUCACCUCAGCGGUAUCAAGGUUGCAUUAGCUCGACGCCUCAUCUUCCCCGUAGGUAGCACCGAGGGCUUGCACGACAGUCCUGACAAGGUCUCACUUGAGCCACGUAUCACCGAAAUCGUGCACGAUCAGAUCUUCAAAGGACGCGAGUACGAGUUUGGACCCAACGCCGAGUCCGUUUGCACCGUUGCUGUCGACAUUCCUAGGGACCUGCGUACCAUUCGCAAAACUCGACUCUUCGAGGUGCGAACCUUCGCCAUGGUCAGUCUCUUGCUCGGCUCUUUUGCCAAGGAUCUGACUAUCGAGAUCCCGAUCUAUGUCGCUCACACAGCCAGCGGAAGCGGAGAGGCUCAGAGGAACCAUGGAGGGUUUGAAGCCGGACCACCAGCGCAUUCCCUCCCACAGCGACCGCACUCGUCCAUGGGCCAUUCGCACGUCUCUGCUCCACACCAGGCUCAGCAUCACCAUCACCAACACAAUCAUCAUCAUCAAACACAGCAUCAAGUCCACUCAGCCCAGGCGCAUCCGCAUCAUGGCCAUCAUGGACCGCAGAUGGAUCCCGGCAUGCUCGAGGUCAAGCGCAUCGCUGCCGAGCGAGGCUGGUCGCCCGCACCCAUGUUUGAUCCCCGUCAUCGCGCUGUACCGUCUUCAAGACCCGCCAGCACUGCUCCAGGUAUGAUCCAGCUGCCAUCCCAGGCGCAGCCUUUCGUGCUCAGCCCCAAUGGCCAAUUGGAGUGGAACCCGGCUGCCAACAGCUGGAAUGCAAGUCGAUUCAUGACGCCAGCACCUAUGGCUGGUCAUUAUAUUCAACGAUCUGUUAGUGCUGCACCAGACGUGUUCCACAACGUCGGACUCUCACAGCCCGCCAAUCAUCCCGCUGCACAGAUCACGGAUCCGGUAGCUGCGUGGACGGUGACACAGCGAGCCAUGUCAACUUCACCCGGUCCUGCUGCCCUGGCCCAGCAUGCCAACUUCGUCCCUCCCAAUCAUGCACCUGGUAUGCCCUUGCCACAGGUGGCUGCUGCAGACAUGGACGGCAGGCGUGGGUCUAUUACGUCUCAAGAACCUUAUGGUGGCGCUCCGCCUCAGCACGUCACCUAUCAGAACACGGAGAGGGAGGUCUUGCCACCCAUGCCGGAACCUCAGAACAUUCAAAAAUCAGCGCCAAGCCCGAAGCAAUACUCGGCUCCGCCGCCGCAACCACCGAUGAACGCAUUCUCAGGCGCAGGAGGAGCACCUCCUAUCGCUGGUCUCGCCACGAUCGAAGAAGACGGCGAGUCUCAGGCUGGCACGAUCAAGACGCUGCAGAAGCUGCCGACGCUCGGAAAGACCGGAACCAAAGGGAUGAAUGGCAGCAGCGUCUCGAGGAACAACAUCGAACAAUUCGAGGCGAUGGCUGAAGCCGAAGAGGACGAAGAGGAGGUCAAGAGGCAGAUGAUCGCUAUGGGCAUGCAGCCCGACGAUGAUGCUUUCCCUUCGCGCAUGACUGAGGCUCAAGCUGCUUCAGUCGCUCAACCGUCCGCCCCUAAUCGUGAAGGACCGGGACCAACGCCCGCGAAUUCAACGAAUCGCCGAAACGAGGCGUCACAAGCAUCGCAAGCAUCAUCGACGGGCACCUACAGACCCCGAGCCAGUGACAUCUUCCAGACAAUGUCUUCUCCAGAGCUACCUCACAGUCCGCUGGUUGAGGAGAAUCAACGCGACAAGCCAGCCGUCGAAGCUUCCGCCGCCAACGUCCGUCGCUCUCAGGAAAGCAAACCGGAGUCGAGUCAGUCGAAAGUAGAUCGUCGACCGUCUGUGGUGUCGCUGCGUCGCUCUUCUUCAUCACACGGCAUUGGACUUCAAGCGUUAGAGACGAACCUAGUUCGUUCAACCACACCCAAGAUCGCUUCGAGCCCGCGUGCUACUGUCACUAUGGCCAAUGUGGCUCGAGCUGAUGGCACUUUCAGCCCCUUGGCAUCUCCGUCCGUGGGGCAUGGCGGUGCGACAAGGUCGCGCAAGAACAGCGCAUUGCGUGCAGCUGCUCUGGCUCACGAAGAAUCUGAGCGACGAAGCGCCGAGGAGCAAGCUCGCGGCGCUGAAGAACGUAAACGACAGCUGCGAGAAGAAGAGGCCAGACAGGCUGCUGCCGCAGAAAGGGAAGCGGCCGAGAGGGAGGGUAGACGGAUCCGUGAAGCCGAGCAACAACGACAGGAGAGGGAGAGGAUUGCAGAGCAUGCCCGUCGACAGCGCGAGACACGUGAGCAGGAAGAGAAGCAGCGACUCAAGGACGAGGCCGAGAGGCUUGCACGAGAACAGGAGCUGCGAAAGCGUCAAGAAGAGGAGGAAAGAGAACGACAUUUACGCCAAACUGCUGAAGCCGAAGCUGCUCAGGCUCGAGCAGCAGCCGAAGCAGAGAGAGAAUCCCGUCGACGAAGCGAAGCCGCUGCUGCCAAGGCGAAGACGUCGAGCACGCCAAGCACACCAAUUGAAAGGAUUCACGCAGCCAUCACACCGGCGGCCAGUUCGAUCGCACCCUCGGUUCCAUCCAAGACGACUGUACCAUCAUUUGCUGCUCCAGGCCGGACGAGCGAUCGGGAUCGCGUCGCGCUCCAGCGGCAGGCCGUGCACCGUAUCGAUGGAUGGCUCUCGAACGCUGCUAGUCCCAACCCUUCGCACAUGGAGACACCUGGUACGCCCAGUGCGUCAGUGCUGUCGGUGCUGAAGAGGGAGGAGCCGAGGCUAUCCGCCGCGACGAAUGACGAAGCUCGAUCGUCAUUCGAUUACCGCUCGCCUUCACAGGUGAUCAAUCCUCUGUGGGACGGCAAGUCAGCUCGUUCUCAGACUGUCGAGGGUUCCAUGCCUAAGUCUCGUACCAUGGCCGACCUCACACCGUCUUCGAAAGCUUUUCAUGCUGCCGUCGAGAGUCGUGCAACCAAGGAUGACACAGUUCCACAGCUCUCUGCUGAGCUGAGAGCGCUGGUGGACAGCUCCGACAUUCGACCAGCUCGCAAGUCGGGCACUGCGCUCAAGGAGCAUCCGAUCAGCCGUCGAAUCUCUGGCCUCGGAGCAUCUGACAAAGCGCCUCCAAGUGUGGUGCCAGCUCCCUCUGCAUCGCAGGCGUCGUCGUCAGAGGUCAAGCGAGAGCGUCACACAUCAAUGCCCUCAUGGCCUCGUCCUGUCUUGCCAGCCCACAGCGGGAUCGUCGAUGUCAGGAACGUCUCCGGAGCUGCUCUUCCAGUCUCAAGCUCGAACUCCAAUUUGCCACUGAGCAGCGAACGUCGUGUGUCUCGCAACCCUGAAGCACGUGAAGUCGGCAUUCCUUCACGUGUCGAGAAGUCUCUGAUGGCGCCCACUUCGCAGACCAAGCAAUGUGGCAAGGAUGAGGCAGGCUACGACGCACGUUCUGCUCGCGGCGGUCGAGGAGGACGUGUUGCCUCUGUGGCUCAGCUUUGGUCCAAGAUCGCAGGCGACGAAGAUGUUGGAGCAACUGAAGUUGAUCAAGGCUCUCUAGCGGCUCCACAGACCGACUCUCAGCCUCGUUCGGCUUCACCUUCCAGUGCUUCUACUGUGAAGCCCAAGCCACGACGAUCGUCGUCAGCAACCGGUGGCGCUCCUGCGCUCGACUUCAGCAAGAAGGCGAUGGUAACGUCGGCAUCCACAACCGGCGUCACUGCUAUUGCUGCUACUUUCGGAGGAGCAGCCAACUCAGCGAAGCCUGAAUCACUCAAGAGCUUCACUGCGCCACAGUUCCUCAACACGAGCGUGUCCAAGCCAGUCUUUGCCAGAGUCGGUGAAUCGACUGCAUCGAAUCAGACCUACGCCAAACCAGAGAAGCGACCUCUUCCUAAGCCUGUGCUACAGCCAGGUGCGGUGCCUGCGCCACAGUUGGUGCGACCCACAGCGAUGCGAGCACAGAAGGCGCCAGCUGUCGAACGAUCAUCUCGCCGUAUCAGCACCCAGCUGCUCUCGACGUUUGAGAAGGAGAAGACGUCCACUUCGGAAACCCCGAACGCUCCAGCCUCGGUCAAGGAGAUGAUGAGCAAGGUGGCUGUAGACUCGACUAUCCUCGGUGCCCUUCAGGGUGUUGAUGCAUCCACGGCGCAAAUGACCCACGACAUGUCGACGUUGAGGCGUGCCGAUGGCACCGAGGUCAAAAUGAGCGGCCGAGGCACGACCAAAGCUAUCGGCGGAAACAAACUCAAGAAUCUUCGAGCUGUUUGGGGCAGCUGA